Messenger RNA from Kickxella alabastrina, 1347 nucleotides. Its product is annotated as mitochondrial ATP synthase beta subunit. The record is from RefSeq and is a predicted model, not a curated record. Lineage: Eukaryota; Fungi; Kickxellomycota; Kickxellomycetes; Kickxellales; Kickxellaceae. Bases 1 to 1347 code for a protein of 448 amino acids. The transcript has 7 exons. Gene Ontology annotation, biological process: proton motive force-driven mitochondrial ATP synthesis; proton transmembrane transport. Gene Ontology annotation, molecular function: proton-transporting ATP synthase activity, rotational mechanism; ATP binding.
AUGAUCAUUACUCGCUCUGUCUCGCGCGUUGCCAACAAGGCCGGCCGCCUUGCUCGCAGCUCCAACCUCCGCAAGUACGCCACUGAGGCUGCUGCCAAGACCGUCGCCGCCGGCCAGGUUCGUCAGGUUAUUGGACAACCUCCUCCCAUCCUGAACGCCCUCGAGCUCUUCAACAAUGGCACCCGCCUUGUUCUUGAAGUCGCUCAGCAUCUCGGUGAGAACACCGUCCGCACCAUUGCCAUGGACGGUACCGAGGGUCUUGUGCGUGGCCAGCCCGUCACUGACACCGGCUACCCCAUCCGCGUGCCCGUCGGCCCCGAGUGCCUCGGCCGCAUCAUGAACGUUAUUGGCGAGCCCGUCGAUGAGCGUGGUCCCAUUAACGCCAAGAAGAUCGCUUCGAUUCACGCGUCUCCCCCGGAGUUUGUUCUCGAGACCGGUAUCAAGGUCGUCGAUCUGCUCGCGCCCUACGCUCAUCGGUCUGUUGGCGGUGCUGGUGUCGGCAAGACUGUGUUUAUCCAGGAGCUGAUCAACAACGUUGCCAAGGCCCACGGUGGUUACUCCGUGUUUGCCGGUGUCGGUGAGCGCACCCGUGAGGGUAACGAUCUGUACCACGAGAUGAUUGCCACCGGUGUUAUCAAGCUGGACGGUCUGUCCAAGGCUGCUUUGGUCUACGGCCAGAUGAACGAGCCCCCAGGUGCCCGUGCCCGUGUCGCUCUGACCGGUCUUACCGUCGCCGAGUACUUCCGUGACGAGGAGGGCCAGGAUGCCGGUUCCGAGGUUUCGGCCCUGCUCGGCCGUAUUCCCUCCGCCGUCGGUUACCAGCCCACUCUGGCCACCGAUAUGGGUGUCAUGCAGGAGCGCAUUACCACCACCAAGAAGGGCUCGAUCACUUCCGUCCAGGCCAUUUACGUGCCGGCUGAUGAUCUGACUGAUCCCGCGCCCGCCACGACUUUUGCGCAUCUCGACGCCACCACCGUCCUGUCGCGUUCGAUUUCCGAACUGGGUAUCUACCCCGCUGUCGACCCUCUGGACUCCAAGUCGCGCAUGCUUGACCCCCGCAUUGUCGGUGAUGAGCAUUACAACAUUGCCACCGGUGUCCAGCGCAUUCUGCAGUCGUACAAGUCGCUCCAGGAUAUUAUUGCCAUUCUCGGUAUGGAUGAGCUGUCCGAGGAGGACAAGCUUACCGUCGAGCAUCAGCGCUUCAUGUCCCAGCCGUUCUCGGUUGCCACUAUUUUCACUGGCUUCGAGGGCAAGCUGGUCCCCCUGAAGGAGACCAUCCGCUCGUUCAAGGAGAUCCUUGAGGCAAGCACGACAUUCUGCCCGAGUCCGCUUUCUACAUGGCGGUGA